This is a messenger RNA of Gasterosteus aculeatus aculeatus (three-spined stickleback), 946 nucleotides long. The record is from RefSeq and is a predicted model, not a curated record. NCBI's taxonomy places the organism in Eukaryota, Metazoa, Chordata, Actinopteri, Perciformes, Gasterosteidae.
AACAUUGACUAAGGCGUGUGCACAUGUGCAUAUCUAAUCUUCCUCUGUUCAGUUGUGAUACGUAAACACGCUUAGGUUUCAGUCUUGAGCAGCAAUAAAUUCGCCGCACGUCUCCUGCAUUGUUACUUGCUGCUGAUUCUGUCCUGAAGACAUGGCUCUUACACCGUAUAAUCACAAUGCAAAGCCCGGGGACCUGAUCGAGAUCUUCCGCCCAGGGUAUCAGCACUGGGCUCUCUACAUCGGUGGCAACGAAGUUGUUCAUUUGACCACUCCAGGUAGUGACUCGGGCUCUUUUGGGGUCAUGAUGACAGUGCUGAGCACUGUAGGCACCGUGGAGUGCCACAAGAUCUGGGAGGUCGUCGGUAACGACCGAUUCCAAAUCAACAACCUGUUGGAUCACAGGCAGGAGCCUCGGGAUCGCGGCGUCAUCGUGAGGGAGGCGUGCGAGCUGGUGGGCCGGGAGCUGCCGUACAGCGCCGCCACCUACAACUGCGAGCACUUUGUCACCGGGCUGCGGUACGGAGAGCCGGAGUCUCGACAGGUACAGAGAGCGGCUGUGAUUGGGGGAGCCGCCAUAGUGGGUGUCGGUGCCCUCGUGGCUUUGGGCGCCGUUCUGUUCGGCGGUCUGCUCAAAGAUGACGAGGAGGACCAAAGAGAAGGAAGAAGAGGGAGUAGACAUCGUAGGAGACAACAGUGAGGCCGAAUGAUGGAAGAUCCCAACAUUGUUUGAGUUAAUUCACCGCCAUGAUUUUGAUUCAAACAAUGUGAAUAAAAUAUUGCACUUGUACACUGAAAAAACAACACACACAUAAGAGAAUUAAUUUAAUAUAAACGGCUGUCAUAAUGUAAUGUCUUACUAACGUUUAACGUCAAUUUAUUCUUCAUAUAAUGUAUUGUAUUGAUAUGUGUCAAAAGUAAAUAAUGGACAUUUGUACAGGAAAAAUUC